CACUGUAACUUAAAAUUUACCAUCGCCAUUUUUUGCAUUGUUUAGAUUUAAAAAUAAUCAAGAAUUUUUAUUAGAACUAUCAACAAUACAUAUAGCUUUCUGAUAAGAAUGUCUUACCGCAAUAACGACUGUCGUAUUUAUGUUGGUAAUUUACCUGUAGACAUUCGCACAAAAGAACUCGAAGAAAUAUUUGAAAAAUUCGGCAAAAUAGUUUUUGCUGAUCUGAAAAACAGACGAUCCCCUGCUUUUGCUUUUAUAGAAUUUGAAGACCCGAGAGAUGCUGAAGAUGCUGUUCAAGCCAGAGAUGGUUAUGAAUACUCUGGAUAUCGAUUGCGAGUCGAAUUUCCAAGGGGAAAUGGACCAAGUCGAGGACCUCCUCGAAGCAGAGGAAGAGGACCCCCAUCUAGAAGAUCACAAUAUCGAGUUGUUGUUUCAGGACUUCCACCAACUGGUAGCUGGCAGGAUUUGAAAGAUCAUAUGCGAGAGGCUGGUGAUGUUUGCUAUGCUGAUGUGAGUAGAGAUGGGACUGGCGUUGUAGAGUUUACUUGUCAUGAAGAUAUGAUGUAUGCUGUUAGAAAAUUAGAUGACACAAGAUUCCGAUCACAUGAGGGUGAUGUUACAUACAUCUCCGUGAAAGAAGCAAAUGUGAGUCGUUCAGCAUCUCGAAGCAGAAGCUAUUCUCCACGUCGAACACGCGGUUCACCGACUUAUUCGCCGGCUAACCGUCAUAGGUCACGCUCCCGAUCGAGAUCUCGAUCAUGAACAUAUUUUUCUUUAAGGACUAGUAUCUACUUGGAAUACUACUCAUGUGAAGUGUAUGAACUAAUGUCAUGUUGUCUUCAUUUGCUUACAUAUGCAAUUAUCACUUGCCUUAAGACUGAUUUUGUAUUUUUUAUAGUAAAAAUUAAAAUUCAUGUUGGCAUUUUUGUAGAUUUUGGUUUUGGAAAUUAUUUAUGGGAAAUAUCUGCAAAGUGUUAGAAAAUAAAACUGAUACACACUU
Molecule: messenger RNA, 1000 nt
Organism: Uloborus diversus
Lineage: Eukaryota; Metazoa; Arthropoda; Arachnida; Araneae; Uloboridae
Product: serine/arginine-rich splicing factor 1B-like
Exons: 4
Coding region: 109-762 (217 amino acids)
Cellular component (GO): cytoplasm; ribonucleoprotein complex; nucleus
Molecular function (GO): mRNA binding
Source: RefSeq, a predicted model, not a curated record